AUGGCGCCAGCAAAAGCUCCAAGCCACGCGAAGAGGCCCGAGGUUGGCUCGCAGUCCAUAUCGAGCAUGUGGACACAAAUGUUUCCUCCCAAGCCGACGUACACCGAAGACCAAGUGCCGGAUCUGAGUGGCAAGGUCUUCAUUGUCACGGGGGCCAGCUCAGGCGUGGGCAAAGAGACGGCGAGGAUUCUGUAUUCCAAGAACGCAAAGGUGUACAUGGCUGUGCGGCCUGGGACAAAGGCGUCGGCGGCGGUGGCGGAGAUGCAGGGGGCGGCGCCGCAGUCAUCGGGUUCGCUUGUUGUUUUGCCGGUAGAUCUGGCAGACCUGAGUGCGGUGAAGACGGCAGCAGAGGAGUUUGUCGCGUGUGAAAGCAGUCUCCACGGACUCAUCAACAACGCAGCCGUGCAGGCGCUCGACGACACGAACGGCGAGGCUCGCACAGCGCAGGGCCACGAGGUGCACAUGGGAGUCAAUGUGCUAGCACCCUUUCUGCUUACCCGGCUCCUCAGAGGCGUGCUGGCGGAAACGGCGCGCCGGGAACCGCCCGGUACCGUGCGCAUCGUGUGGGUAUCGUCCAUGGGGACUGAGACGAUUGGAGAAAAGGGCCGUGGACUGUCUGCUGACUACGUCGACUACUGGCCGCUCAUGUCGCCACUCGAGCGGUAUGGACUGAGCAAGGCUGGUAAUUGGCUGCACGGGGUCGAGUGUGCUAAGCGGUAUGCCGAUGACGGCAUUUUGAGUUUUCCCAUCAACCCCGGCCACUUGAGAUCAGAUUUGUAUCGGCAGGGGGGAAUGCUGCUCAAGUUUGCAUUGCGGCCUGUGUUGUUUCCGCCCCUAUAUGGAGCUUACGUUGAGCUAUUUGCCGCCUUGUCGCCUGCGUUAAGCAUCAAAGAUUCGGGGGCCUGGAUUGUUCCGUGGGGUAGGCUGUAUCCUAUCCGCAGCGAUUUACUAAAUGCGACCAAAAGUGAAGCGGAGCAAGGCAAUGGUCAUGCGAAGGCGUUUUGGGAGUGGAGCGAGGAGCAGGUCAAGGCGUUUCUGUAG
Molecule: messenger RNA, 1041 nt
Organism: Exserohilum turcica Et28A
Lineage: Eukaryota; Fungi; Ascomycota; Dothideomycetes; Pleosporales; Pleosporaceae
Exons: 3
Coding region: 1-1041 (346 amino acids)
Source: RefSeq, a predicted model, not a curated record